Gossypium raimondii (Peruvian cotton) is the source of this 1121-nucleotide messenger RNA. RefSeq names its product cyclin-U1-1. Gene Ontology annotation, molecular function: protein kinase binding. The transcript is spliced from 2 exons. Gene Ontology annotation, biological process: regulation of cyclin-dependent protein serine/threonine kinase activity. The record is from RefSeq and is a predicted model, not a curated record. The coding region runs from base 166 to 837 and encodes 223 amino acids. NCBI's taxonomy places the organism in Eukaryota, Viridiplantae, Streptophyta, Magnoliopsida, Malvales, Malvaceae.
UACAACCUAAGUCCCCCCACUCGCUUACCUUAAUAACAUCAAAAACCCAUGACAAAACUAGCUAUACCCAUCUCCUAUGCCACAUUAGUCAGCCAAAUAGAUAGGCUCAUAAGUCUUAGCCACCCAAAUAUCUCCAACACUUUCCUUCUUCACACAAUGGACUAAAUGUUAGCCACCGGCGACUACCCCACCCACCCAAUCCGGCAACCGGAUCCAAUCCAAGCCGACACAACACCAACACCAAGAGUCCUCACCAUAAUUUCCUCGGUUUUAGAAAAGUUAGUGGCCCGAAACGACAAGCUCGUUGAGGUCCUAACCGAGCAGCCAGAUGGAUUGAACUUGGACCGCAAUGGUACCAUCUCUGCUCCUCUUGGUAAAAGCUUGAACGCGUUUCAUGGCGUUAGGGCUCCAAAUAUAAGCAUACCAAACUACUUGGAGAGGAUCUAUAAGUACACAAACUGCAGCCCUUCAUGCUUUGUGUUGGGAUACGUUUAUAUAGACAGAUUGGCCCAUAAGCAUCCCGAUUCACUCCUCAUAUCCUUGAACGUGCACCGAUUGCUAGUCACCUGUGUCAUGGUUGCUUCUAAGGUUCUUGAUGAUGUGCACUAUAACAAUGCGUUCUAUGCUCGGGUAGGAGGAGUGAGCAAUGCUGAGCUGAACAGGCUAGAAUUAGAACUGCUUUUCCUUUUGGAUUUUGGAGUGGCGGUGAGCUCACAGGUUUUUGAGACCUAUUGUUUCCACUUGGAACAGGAGAUGUUAAUUAAUGGCGUUGAUCAGAAAGUUGAAAGGGUGAUAAGCCCCGUUGCUGUUGAUGAGAUUGUGACUGACAUCGGUUGAUUGUUUCGCCGUCUCUCAAGCCAUGGGAUUGGCCCCGAGUUCCUCUCUCUCUCUCUCUCUCUCUCUCGUCUUAAAAUGGGGUCUCAUUAUUAUUAACUUUGUUUUUUUAACCAAAAAAAGGAAAUAGAGAAAAGGAAAAAGAGUACAAUGGCUUUCAUUUAUUGUUUGUUAUUGACUAUCGAACUAUUGUUUGGAACUAUUUAUGCCUAAGCUUUUGUAAUGUGAUCAAAUUUAGUCAUUACUUGAAUUAUUUAUCAAAAUUUAAAAUUUUAAUUUUGGUUUAA